Phragmites australis (common reed) is the source of this 1775-nucleotide messenger RNA. RefSeq lists its product as uncharacterized. Gene Ontology annotation, cellular component: nucleolus; preribosome, large subunit precursor. The transcript has 12 exons. Gene Ontology annotation, biological process: ribosomal large subunit biogenesis. Bases 136 to 1593 code for a protein of 485 amino acids. Gene Ontology annotation, molecular function: protein binding. NCBI's taxonomy places the organism in Eukaryota, Viridiplantae, Streptophyta, Magnoliopsida, Poales, Poaceae. The record is from RefSeq and is a predicted model, not a curated record.
CUCAUGUUUUGGCUGCUGCUCGACUCGGCGGCGCACGUUACAAAACCCUAAAACACAAGGCCUCCCUUCCUCCUCCCCGAACUGCCGCCUCCCCUCCCGCGGCGCCGGCGAGCCGAAGCGACGCGAAGCGAAACGAUGCCGCGGACGACCGUGGUGGAGAGCCCCGGCUGCCCGCCGCUCCGCACCCUUACCACCGACGUCCUCGGCCUCGUCAAAGUCGUCGAGGCCCGCGCGAAGCCUGCGGGCGCCGCCAAGGUCGUCGAGAUGUGGGGCGCGCCCGACGCCUCCCGCGCCAUCGUCACCGCCUCCUUCGCCGACCGCGCAGCCGACCCCGUUUUGGCUGUGGCGAGGAAGAACGGCGUUGUUGAGCUGCUGAAUCCUCUGAACGGCGAUGCUCUGGCUGCUGUCAAGGCCACGGGACCGGAGCCAAAUGAUUCUGGUCCAGAAGGUGAUCCCCUCGUCGCGCUGCAUCUUUUCUCAAGACAGGCUUCAGACUCGAUGUUGGGUACAUUUAUUGCCUGCACGGAGAAAGGCAAAGCAUGUACGAGGUCUGUCGCUAAGGAAAACACAACUUCUGGCACAGACGCUGGGCCUUCAAGCACGUGGGAUGUGUGCAAUGGGGGCAAAGUGCAAUUUUGUUCAGUGGAUCAUGGUGAAAGCUAUGCAAUAUUUGGAGGGCAAGGUAUAGAAGUGAACUUGUGGGAUAUCACAUCUUGUAGUAAGAUAUGGUCUGCUAAAUCUCCUCGAGCUAAUAGCCUUGGUAUAUUCACUCGACCUUGGUUCACUGCUGGAAGUUUCUUGUGCAAGGAUGACCAUCGUAAAAUUGUAGCCUGCACAAAUAACCAUCAGGUCCGCUUAUAUGAUACUGCUUCACAAAGACGACCUGUAGUUUCUGUUGAUUUUAGGGAGUCACCAAUCAAGGCAGUUGCUGCAGACCCCAAUGGACAUGAUGUCUAUAUUGGUACAGGAACAGGGGACCUUGCUUCCUUUGACAUGAGAACAGGUAAAUUGCUGGGAUGCUAUAUUGGCAAAUGCAGUGGGAGUAUUAGAUCGAUUGCUAGGCAUCCUGAGCUACCUUUGAUAGCUUCUUGUGGACUGGACAGCUACCUGCGUAUCUGGGACACAAACACACGACAGUUGCUUUCUGCAGUCUUUCUCAAGCAGCACCUUACGAGUGUGUUUAUUGAUUCACACUUCUCAGUUGAAGAACCUGAUGAAAUGAAGUCCAAGCAACUAGAGCCUUCGGUGCAGGCUGAGACUGAGGUCAGAAAAGAAAAGAAGAAAAAGGAGAGCAGAACGAUUGAGGAGGACGAGGAGCCUUCGGUGCAGGCUGAGGCUGAGGUCAGAAAAGAAAAGAAGAAAAAGAAGAGCAGAAGGAUUGAGGGGGACGAGGAGCCUUUGGUGCAGGCUGAGGCUGAGGUCAGAAAAGAAAAGAAGAAAAAGAAGAGCAGAGUGAUUGAGGAGGACGAGGAGCGAAGCGGGGUGGUUGACCAUGACAAUAGCGACGCUGAAAUGUACACCCCGAAGAGAAGAAAAUCUGGAGAAAGAAGCAAAGGCCUGAAAAAGAAGAGCAAGAAACAGCAAGUCGCCUAGGACAAGUACCUUUGAUCUCAUCACCUGCCUUUUACUUGAUUUUUGUAAAAUUAAACAUUUUCGUGUUGUCGUUUAUUCGAACACAGAAUCUACUGUUCAAGUUUGAAUUUCUGUGCGGGGUAGUUCGCCUUCCUUUUUAUGGCACUGAAUUCUGCAAGUAAUAUAAAAAAUGAAUUAUGGUA